AUGUCCCCGCUGCGAAGACAGGUUCUCGGGACCGCAGGCGACACGCACUUGGGCGGCAACGACUUUGACGACAGGAUCGUGGACUGGCUCGUUGGCACCUUCGAGCAGCGCGAGGGCAUCGACCUGCGCCAGGACGCACAGGCGCUGCAGAGGCUGAUCGAGGCGGCCGAGCGCGCGAAGAUGGAGCUGUCCAGCCUCUCGGCGACGCGCAUCUCGGUGCCCUUUGUUUCCAUGGGCGCGGACGGCCCCAAGCACAUCGAGGAGACGCUCACGCGCGACCACUUCGAGGACCUCUGCCGAGACCUCGUCGACAGGAUCCGGACUCCGGUGCAGACGCUCCUGGCGGAGCAGGGGUUUAGGGCGAAAGACUUGGCGGAGGUGGUGUUCGUCGGUGGCUCCAGCCGCAUGCCGAUGUUUCAUGACGUGGCUCGCGAGCUCACCGGCUUCAAGCCCGUGAACAAAUCCGUCAACGUGGAGGAGGUGGUCGCCGUGGGCGCGGCGGUGCAGGCUUCGAUGCUGAUCGGGGAGACGAGGGACAUCAUGCUCUUCGACGUCACGCCCCUGACCUUAGGAGACGUUUCCUCACCCUCUGUGGUUGUUAUGCCGCUCAUCAACCGCAACCAGACCCUGCCGCACAAGAAGGUGAUGAUGUUCACCACCUCCGAGAACGCACAGGACGAGAUUGAGGUCAUCGUAUUGCAGGGUGAGCGGCCCAUGGCCAAGGACAACAAGCGUCUGGGCAGCUUCGUCCUCGACAACAUCCCGCCCGCUCCGAUUGGCGUCCCCAAGAUCGAGGUGAGCUUCGAGAUCGGCCUGGACGGCAUCCUGGAGGAGCCCCAGCUCCAGCACCUGGGCUCGCCCGUUGGCUUCGCGGGGAAGAACGGCCAGCCCGCCGAGUCGUUGGGGUCGCCGGCGGCUCUGGCGUCCCUCGGGCUGCAGGCCCCCUUGUUCUUCAAGCCGACCGACCACACUUUCCUGUUCACGAAGGGUGGCCAGUGCCCCGGUGGCGUGAGCCGCGCCGUGGCGGUGCACUUCACCUGCGGCCUCGAGGCCAGGGUGCUGAAGGUCACGGAGGUGCAGAUGUGCGCCUACGUGGCCCUGAUCUCCCACCCCGGGCCCUGCAGCCUGGAGUCGUGGCCCCCUGCGCUUGGCAGCCUGGCCAGCAAGGGCAUGGAGCUCCCGCAGCUGGAGGCGGCGAUCUCGGAGUGGCUGCGGGGGUCGGCGGCGAACCUCACCGUCCGGGAGGGGGGCCCGCUGGACUGGGACGAG
Prorocentrum cordatum is the source of this 1269-nucleotide messenger RNA. NCBI's taxonomy places the organism in Eukaryota, Dinophyceae, Prorocentrales, Prorocentraceae. The record is from the annotation of a GenBank genome assembly.